AUGGCCGUGCAGGACUGCAACAAGAGGAAAUGGACGAUCCUGACAGUCCCCCUGGCCAAACCUCUAUUCUUCCUUGGGACUGAGCAAGAGGCUGUGGAGCAUGAGGAGCUGUGGCGAGUGAGUGACAGAGCAGAGCUGUCCGGGCCCUGGGCGGUCAGCUGCAGAGCAGCCUGGGUGGCUGCGCCGCUGUCACCAGCACAGGUGGCAGGGCUCUGCUGUGAUGCCAAAGCCCUGCUAGGUGCAGCAGGAAGAGCCUCUGGAGCAGCUGCCCGGGCAGGUGCCGUGCGCUGGGUGCCGCGGAGAUGGCAGCGCUUCCUCGCUGGCGUUGGCUUCCUCCUGGCGUGUGCCAACGCCUUCAGCGGUCUGCUGGACAAGCCCCGGCUGAUGGCAGAGCUGUCAGCAAGGCACAUCCGCCGCGGGCUCGGCGCAGCCUGUCCUGCGCUGAGCGAGAGCUCUCCUCUGCUGCCUCCAGCGCCUCAGGACAUGCAGCCUGCCGAGAGCUGGCUCGGCAAGGACUCAGGGCCGGGAGCAGAGGACCCAGGAGCUCCUCCUGCUUCUGAGGAAGAGGAGGGGGACAAGGAUGAGAGGAGAGAGGACUCUGAGCCUCGACCUCUGAGGCUGUGCCAGCCUGAGCUUGCAAAGUCAAACUCGCCACCAGGGUCAGGACACCUGCACCAUGGCCUCGUCCCUGCUGAAGGGCAUGAGAACGAAGCAGGUGGCUAUGAGGAGAAGGAGGAUGGUGGAGAGGAGGAUGAAACUCAGGUCUAUGGGUACCAAUUUGAAAGAGUUGAGCAAGCUCAGGCUGAGGCUGGGGAGAACUGGGAGGAUGACUGUGAGCCUCUUCCUGUCGUGGUGCCAUUGUCUGGACGUGCCAGAGCACACACACCAGGAUCAGGACACCUGCACGAUAGGUUGCUGCCUGCUGAAGGGGGUGAGGAUGAAGCAGGUGGCUAUGAAGAGGAUGAAUAUGGCAGAGAGGAGGCUGAUAAUGAGGAAUGUGAAGAUCAGUUUGAGAGAGUCUCCCCCUGGGCAUCCUACAGAGAGAAGGAUGGGCAGCAGCAGACAGAGGAGGUCCCCCUGGACAAGCUCAGGAGCAUUGUGAGCACAGGGCCUCCUGAGGACAAAUACGCAGAAGCUGAGAAGCUUGGCCAAGGGAGCUACGGAGCCGUCCAUCGUGCUGUUGAGCUGGCCACAGGACGAGAGGUGGCCAUCAAGCACAUUCAUGUUGGCUCGGAGGAUGAGGAGUAUGUGACCAAUGAGAUCCUGGUUCUGCAGGACCACAGCAGCCCAAACAUCGUCAGCUACCUGGACAGCUAUCUGGUGGGUGCUGAGCUCUGGCUGGUCAUGGAAUAUGUGGCCGGAGGCUCCCUGGCUGACGUGGUUAAGGCCACGUGUAUGGAAGAAGGGCAGACAGGAGCUGUCUACAGGGAGUGCCUGCAAGCCCUGAAUUGCCUUCAUUCCAGCAGGAUCAUCCACAGGGAUGUCAAAGGCUGCAACAUCCUGCUUGGAAUGGAUGUCUCUGUCAAGCUGGCUGACUUUGGCGUGUGUGCUCUGCUCACUGCUAGGCAGAACAAGAGGACCUCCUAAGCCGGAACUCCCCACUGGAUGGCUCCUGAAAUCCUGAGGGAAGAGCCCUACGGCCCCAAGGUGGACAUCUGGUCCCUUGGCAUCACAGCGGUGGAGCUGGCAGAAGGAGAACCUCCCUACGCCUGGGAAAACGACAGCAGGGUGUGUGACCUGAUUGCUGCCAAUGGCACACCAGAGCUGCAGAACCCUGCUAAGCUCUCCGCUGCCCUUCUUGACUUCCUUCAUUGCUGCCUGGAGGUGGAGGUGGAGAGGCGAUGGUCUGCCCAGGACCUUCUGCAGCACCCAUUCGUAGCAUUGGCAGGGCCUGUCUGCAGCCUGGUCCCGCUGAUCACCGCAGUAAAGGCAGCCAGGAAGGGAGUCCACUAGUGCCUGAGUCCAGGUCCUGCUGGCACAGCUUGGAGCAGGACCGAGGAGAACUCAGCAUGGCCUCAGCUCUGGUGCUGCAGCCCAGGAGGACAACUCGCGGAGCCUGCUCACUGUCCUGCUGCUGCAG
Messenger RNA from Pogoniulus pusillus (Red-fronted tinkerbird), 2080 nucleotides. Its product is annotated as serine/threonine-protein kinase PAK 3-like. NCBI's taxonomy places the organism in Eukaryota, Metazoa, Chordata, Aves, Piciformes, Lybiidae. Gene Ontology annotation, molecular function: ATP binding; protein serine/threonine kinase activity. Gene Ontology annotation, biological process: regulation of MAPK cascade; regulation of axonogenesis; protein phosphorylation. The record is from RefSeq and is a predicted model, not a curated record. Gene Ontology annotation, cellular component: cytoplasm.